This is a messenger RNA of Lates calcarifer (barramundi perch), 2434 nucleotides long. Its product is annotated as extracellular calcium-sensing receptor. Gene Ontology annotation, biological process: G protein-coupled receptor signaling pathway. Gene Ontology annotation, cellular component: membrane. The record is from RefSeq and is a predicted model, not a curated record. NCBI's taxonomy places the organism in Eukaryota, Metazoa, Chordata, Actinopteri, Centropomidae. Gene Ontology annotation, molecular function: G protein-coupled receptor activity.
CUGUUCCCCGUUCAUAUGAAGGCACCGCAGCCUGAGUUGGAUUUUCGGAGUGAAAAGGUUAACGCCUCCUGUGAAAUUUUCUACCAGCGAGGUUAUCGCUGGCUUCAGGUCAUGAUCUUUGCAGUGGAGGAAAUCAACAACAGCUCGCAUCUCCUGCCCAACUUCACCCUCGGUUAUCUGGCAGCUGAUACCUGCCUGGCAGAGAGCACCACUCUGUUAGCAGCUCUGGCUAUGGUAUCUGGACAGGAAGUUCAUCUGGCAAACUCAGAAUGUGGAUCUGUACCUACAGUGCCAGUGAUUGUCGGUGAUGCUCGCACAUCAUCCUCUAUUGUUGUUGCAAACACCCUCGGGGUGUUUGAUAUACCCAUGGUGAGCUACUUAGCCUCCUGUGAGUGUUUGAGUGAUAAGAGGAGGUAUCCGCUCUUUUUCCGCACCAUGACCAGCGAUGUUGCACAAGCCCAGGCUAUGGCUGAGCUGCUGCGUCUGAUGGGGUGGACCUGGGUGGGGCUUGUAUCUGCGGAUGAUGAUUUUGGCAGAUCUGGGAUUCAGAUGUUAGUUGAUGCACUCAGGGGAACCGAAGUGUGUGUUGCUUACCAUGAAGUGAUUCCAGAGGGCUAUUCAAAGACAGUGAUAAAAAGGAUUGUUGAAACCAUCCAGAAAUCCACUGCCAGAGUUGUGGUGACAUUUCUUAUAGGUCAGGAUGCAAAGGCUUUGUUUGAUGAAGUGGUGCACAGGAAUAUAACAGAUAAGCAGUGGAUUGCUACUGAUGCUUGGGUUACGUAUGGCUCUGUCUCAGUUCCUCGCAACACUCUCUCAUUGGCUGGGACAAUUGGGUUUGCUGUGAGGAAGGCUGAUAUCCCUGGACUGGGAGCCUUUCUGACUCGUGUGAAUCCAGGCCUGAGUGACCCUUUCUUGAAGGAACUCUGGGAAACAGUGUUUGGAUGCUCUCUUAGUGCUGGCCAGAAGGGGACAUCAUGCUCAGGCUCAGAGGUCCUAGGCAUUGGAGAGAGUGUGUACACAGAUGUGUCUCAGCUAAGAUUCACUUAUAAUGUCUACAAAGCUGUGUACGCCAUCGCCCAUGCAAUAAAAGACAUGUUGGCCUGUGAGCCUGGAAAAGGUCCCUUCCUAGACGGCCAGUGCCCUGAUGUCCAGAGGCUGCAGCCUCUGCAAAUAGCCCACUACCUGCGAGAAGUGAACUUUACAACACCUUUGAAGGAAUGGAUGAACUUUGAUGAAAACGGAGACCCACCCGCUUCAUAUGAUAUCAUCAACUGGCAUGUGACAACUCAAGGGACAAUAGAGUUUGUCACUGUUGGUCAUUUUAUGUCCUCUCAGGGGUCAACUUUUCACAUUGACAUGGACAGAGUAGUGUGGGGAGGAGGCAGCGGACAUAAGGUGCCUGUGUCUGUAUGUAGCAACCCUUGCCCUCCUGGUACAAGGAAAGCUGUGCAGAAGGGGAGACCUGUGUGCUGCUUUGACUGUCUGCCUUGUGCUGAUGGAGAAAUCAGCAAUGAAACAGGAUCAGUGGAGUGUAUUCGGUGUCCUGAGCGUUUCUGGUCAAACUCAAACAACACAGUCUGUGUUCCCCGGCAGGUGGAUUUCCUUUCUUACAACGACACCAUGGGAAUUGUUCUCUCCAUCCUCUCAGCUGUUGGGGCAGCACUGACAACUGCCACAUAUGCCACCUUCCUUUACCACCGACACACACCACUGGUGCGAGCCAACAACUCAGAGGUGAGCUUCAUGCUCCUGCUGUCUCUCAAGUUGUGCUUCUUAUGCGCGCUUGCUUUCAUUGGGCAGCCACUGGCUUGGUUAUGUAUGUUAAGACAUACGCUGUUUGGAAUUAGCUUUGUGCUGUGUAUCUCCUGCCUGCUGAGUCGCACUGUGGUGGUCCUGGUGGCCUUUCGAUCCACACUGCCAGGGGAGAACCUGAUGCGUUAUGUUGGUCCUGCUCAGCAGAGGGUGGGAAUCUCCAUCUGCACCCUGGUACAGGUGCUGAUUUGUGGGCUGUGGCUGACCCUGGCUCCUCCUCAGCCUACAGAAAGAGACAUUGUGGACAACUGGGGACCCAAGAUAAUUCUUGAAUGUGCUACGGGCUCCGUGGUAGGCUUCUCCUUUGUCCUGGGUUACAUCGGCUUGCUGGCCUGUGUCUGCCUCCUCCUGGCCUUCCUAGCAAGGAAACUGCCUGACAACUUUAAUGAAGCCAAACUGAUCACCUUCAGCAUGCUGAUCUUCUGCACUGUGUGGGUGGCCUUUGUGCCCGCUUACAUUAGCUCUCCUGGGAAAUACGCUGUUGCAGUGGAGAUUUUUGCCAUUCUGGCCUCAAGUUAUGGCCUUUUGUUCUGUAUCUUUGCCCCAAAGUGCUUUGUGAUUCUUCUGAGGCCUGAGAGGAACACCAAAAAACACCUGAUGGCCAGAUAGAUAAGUUAAUAGA